UAUCGACCUGAUCUUCACUAUUAAGAUGCCCAUUCUGUUUGACUUUAUUCUUUGGAUUUUGUGGAUAACGUUUUCGGUUACAGUCCGUGGAGAGGAGUACACGAAUGGAAUAACAUGCCAGGGUAUUGAUCGCCAACCCGUGGACUGGUUUAUUGUUUACAAAACUCCCCAGGAUCCCCAAGACAAAAACAAGAUGAUAUCUGAGGGCGUGGCCUUCUAUUAUAUGGACUCCCAUCGACCUGUAAUGACCCUUUCUCCCACCCCAAUAGACAAGGAUGGACACGCUCUUUACAACACACUCCAACAGAUCUAUCUGAAUUACUUUAUGUUGGAAUAUGGCAUGUAUAACGACGAACCGCCGAGGAAUUCAAACAAAACUUGGAAAGAGAAAGAUGAGUUUGGUCAAACCAAAGGUGUAUAUGCAUUUGAUAAGCAGACGGGAUUUUGGUUGAUCUCCAGUAUUCCCGGGUUUCCCCCACCCAAAAAUAAGGGAUACGCAUUUAACAAAGAAGCGCAGCGGGACGGUCAUAUGAUUGUCUGUGUCACUUUAAAUACUCAGGAGCUGGUGAACGUCCGUAAAAUAUUCAAAAUAACACAACCCAAAAUAUACGAUGGAAAAGGGCCUGAAGCGCAAAUACCACAACUUCAACCCUCAAACGAGUCUUUGGUAUUAAGCAUGUAUACCCACGACAACAUGGAACUGAAGUGUUCCGCCAAAAGCUCAUCAGACCAGAAAGACCUGUACGAUUCUUUGGUUGCUCCGAGUUUAUCGAAAAACGUCUUAGUCCAGUCCUUUCAGACAGACUCUGGGAUUCCGUCUUCCUGCUCCUCAGAGUAUAAGGUGAUAAAUGUAUCCAAAAUACAGUUCCCGGAUACCAGCAUCUACUUGUCCGGUAAAAGAGAUCACGCCAAGUGGGCUGUGUCCGAGACACUGGGGAGAUGGGUGUGUGUUGGAGACCUUGACCGAGUGACUUCAGCCCUCAAGAGAAGAGGAGGAGCGUUGUGUAUGGUCAACUACACGGCUUGGAAGGCGUUUCAUAAAAUCAUAAACUCCAUUGACAAAUGCUAACUUGAAAUCACUGUUGUUGUUUUUUUUUUUAAAACUUCUUUGAUUAAAAAAAUAACGAUUUUUUAAAAA
Molecule: messenger RNA, 1138 nt
Organism: Saccostrea echinata
Lineage: Eukaryota; Metazoa; Mollusca; Bivalvia; Ostreida; Ostreidae
Product: plancitoxin-1-like
Exons: 8
Coding region: 26-1069 (347 amino acids)
Biological process (GO): apoptotic DNA fragmentation
Molecular function (GO): deoxyribonuclease II activity
Source: RefSeq, a predicted model, not a curated record